AUGAAGAUUGCGACUCUGCUCCUUUUUGUCUCAGUGGCUGUUGCUCUUCCCACUGUUCCCGUAGUGCCCAUUCACCGCUCAGUCGAUGAGGUUUCCGCCGCUGACUGGGGCCAGAAACGUUCUGUCGAUGAAGUCUCUGCUGCCGACUGGGGUCAGAAGCGCUCCGUCGACGAGGUUUCCGCCGCGGAUUGGGGCCAAAAACGCUCUGUUGAUGAGGUUUCGGCCGCUGACUGGGGUCAGUAG
Messenger RNA from Monascus purpureus, 243 nucleotides. Lineage: Eukaryota; Fungi; Ascomycota; Eurotiomycetes; Eurotiales; Aspergillaceae. The record is from the annotation of a GenBank genome assembly.